Messenger RNA from Fibroporia radiculosa, 1785 nucleotides. RefSeq lists its product as uncharacterized. The transcript has 18 exons. NCBI's taxonomy places the organism in Eukaryota, Fungi, Basidiomycota, Agaricomycetes, Polyporales, Fibroporiaceae. The record is from RefSeq and is a predicted model, not a curated record. The coding region runs from base 1 to 1785 and encodes 594 amino acids.
AUGUCCGCCAUCGCCCCACCAUCUAUUGAAGAGAUUCUGGGCGGCUUUACAGUCGGCAUAGAUAUUGCUGUACUUCUGUACGGGAUUGUCACCGCACAGGUAUACUUCUACUGGUGGACAUCGCAGGACGACCCAAGAUUACUUCGCACAUUAGUUGCAUCUGUAUGGUGUUUAGAGUCUUUGCACACAGCAUUCUGUAUACAUGUCAAUUAUCACUACACAAUCACCGACUUUGGGAACCUUGAAGAUGUUCUUCGUGUCGUUUGGGAUAACGGUGCUACAUUAAUUGCAGGGGCCAUGAUCGCAGGCUUGGUUCAGAGCUUUUUCAUCUGGCGAAUCUGGAUAUUGAGUAGAAGAAUGAUUGGGGAUAAACAUCGCGAAGGCAGUCUUGCUCUUCUUGCGCGUCGGUCUGUGGUAAUUACUGCUAUCUUGGCCGAGAAACUAACCAAUCCUGCAUUGGUGUUUGUGAUCGCAACCGGGGGUUUAUUAUGGAAACCCCAAACUUGGCUCGACUUCAGAGCAUCCCGUGCAGAUCUAAUCACGUCCACACUUGGCCUCGGAUUUUCGGUAAUUCUAGACGCACUUAUCGCUUUUAGCCAGGUUUAUUAUCUCUGGACGAGCCGUACGGGCUAUCAAGCAACAGACAAUUUGAUUCGGACAUUGAUGACAUACAUCAUCAACACUGGUGCUCUGACAAUGCUGAACGCACGACAACGCCAUAACGCUGAGCGGAAGCAGCCUUCUAGCUUCGUCGACAUCGAGUUCCGUGGGGAUCGCGGAUUGUCCAGACCGACUCAAAUGCCAACAGGGAUUACUCUUCGUUUCAUGGCCUACACGUAUGAGCAGCCCCAGUCAAGUGAGCACAGGCGCAGAUAUCUUCAGACUAGGAUCUUGUACGACCACCUCCAGCAAGUGGCGCAGGACCAUGCAAGCGAAAGCUCUGAGAUUUCGCGCGGAUUGUCACAUGCAUCCGCUAUUGACCUCCUGGAAAGUGUUGCGGUAACCGUGAAUGAGGCGGUAGACGUUGACAUUGCUUCUGGAGAUGACGGCGCACGGACGUUUCGCCUUGGAGGAAUAUCCAGAGAUGAGGUGAAUAGCCUUACAUCGACUAGCUCUUCACUGUCCCGCCAAAAUGCUGCCAAACUCAAAUCUGCUCUGAAGACGACCCUGCUAUCUAUUGUAGAUUAUUAUGCAGAUGAUAUAGUAGACAACGACCCAGAAGUUGGAGAUGGUUUAUUUGAGUCUGCCUCGCGACUCCUAGACGAGAUCCGUGCGAGGCAAAAAUGGACGCUUGAGCACGAGUCUCUCAUUCGAGAUCAACAGGAACGUAUACAGAAACUCGUCGGACAGAUAAAUGCGAUACAUCCACGGUUAGAGGAGAAACUAUUGUAUGCGCUGACCACCCUGCCCCCAUUGGUGAAUGCCACCCGCACUGCGCAGGCGGAUGUUAGUGCCAUCUCCAUCGAAGCAGCCCUUCUCAAGUUGUCUAUCCUCCGCGCCCGUGCCCACAUUGCGCUGUACGGCCACAGCUCGCCUAAGGCGCCCGGUGGUACCACGAACCAGGCGCUUGCAGCUGCCUACAACAAGCUCCACGACAGGGAACGCGCGCAGGAGAAUGAAGAACGUGAUCUUGAUGGAAAGCUCGCUUCAUAUGAGGGCCUUCUUGGGCUUUUCGACAGGCAGCAGGGUGGGUUUGCCCAGGUGGUCGCGGAUAUGGCCCGGGUCAAGAAGGAGGCAGAGGAGUGCAAGAAGGAUCUGCGACGGCUAGGUUGGACUGGAGACUGA